CUUUCCCAAACCAUGAAUCGCGGCCCCAUUGUCCUCACAAUUGACGAAGCAGAAUACCUUCUCGACCAACUUCCACCCCCUUCAAAAGACGAAGAUACCCUCGUUACAAAACUCCGCGAAAAACUCGAGAUCCUUUUAAACGAGCUGCGAAAAGGUGCUGAAGGCUCUGGUCAUUAAAAAGAUGGCGGAUUACAAUGUCAGUGUAAAUGUUGUCGGUCCCCUGGAUUGUAACUGCGUUAUUGUGGGAAAUAAGCAGACGGGUGAGGCGGUUGUUGUUGAUCCUGGGGGAGAUGUGCAAUUGAUUUUGGACGAGGCAGAGAGGAUGAAUGUUCAAAUUAAGAAAAUCUACCAUACCCACGCCCAUUUCGAUCACUUUCUCGCUACCGCCCAACUCCAAAGCGCAACGGGUGCAACAACCCACCUCCACCAACAAGACCAGUUUCUUUGGGAAAGACUCGAAGACCAGUGUCGCCUCAUAGGUCUCAUUCUCUCAUCUGAUCAAAUCCCAUCUCCACCCGACACCCUCCUACUUGGUCAAGAACCCAUUACUCUCGGUACAACCCAAAUCGGCACAGUCUUGCAUACACCUGGACACAGUCCCGGAUCAUCUUCUUAUUACUUUCCUGAACUGGGUAUAGUGUGCACGGGGGAUACACUAUUCAGGGACUCGAUCGGUAGAACCGAUCUCUGGAAAGCAUCCUUUACAACCUUGCAGGAAUCAGUUCUUUCAAAACUCUACACACUUCCAGAUGAUGUCAAGGUGAUUCCUGGCCAUGGACCCGCAACGACAGUGGGGAGAGAGAAAAAAUACAACAUGUUUGUGAGGGACGUUGUGGAUAAGGGGGUAUCAAAGUUGGCGGAGGGAUGCGCGGGGUGUGAAGCAUUGAAAGGAUUGGAAGCGAGGUUAUGAAACAGUCCCCUUUCAUGCAUGGCCAUUUUAAACAGAUGUCACACUCGCUGCACAUGGUGUAUCUCAUGUAUUACAUGCAGACAAACCAAAAAAAAAAGACACAAGGUCCAUUAUGAAUAAAAGUCUCUUUAAAAAUG
Molecule: messenger RNA, 1047 nt
Organism: Spizellomyces punctatus DAOM BR117
Lineage: Eukaryota; Fungi; Chytridiomycota; Chytridiomycetes; Spizellomycetales; Spizellomycetaceae
Exons: 5
Coding region: 182-910 (242 amino acids)
Source: RefSeq, a predicted model, not a curated record